UUUACUCACACACACAGCUUUUGGGGUCUGGCAUAGUAGAUAACAUGUUUCUCAGCUAUGUGACCUGACCAGUAAAAACCUCCUAGCUCUAAUCAUUAGAUACAAGACCUACGUUGCAGAUUGUUACAAGGAUUGUGCAGUUGUUUGUGACUUGAUGUGUUGUUCAGAUUGUUCAUUAGUACACACACACUAGCAUACAUCCCAUAUACACCCAGAACUAUUUUAUCCCUCCUGCUGCUCAGAGCUUCAGUGGGUAUUUAGCCAUAGAGUCACAGUCUAGGCAUGCCUUCUGUAGUGGCCUUGCAGGGGGAGAGAGAGCGAGAAAGUGAGUAAGCCGAAUAGGCAAGAGUGAACGUGAACGAGAGAACCUAAAAGGGACAGAGGGAUGGAGAAGGAGAGAAAGGGGGGUGGCUUCCUCUGCUCUUGCAUUGGUGCUCGUCUGGCCAUGUGCCUAUUCUAACUAUAACCACACACUGGGGGGGCUCUCUUGAGUGGCAGGGACAUGUGAGCUCCUUUACAUGUGCUGUUCUGGGCAGGGGAGGAGGAAAGCAUGAGAAGAGCAGGGGAAAGUGAUUGAUCGUUACAGUCUUUCCUCUUUCUGUGUGAGAUGAGCUAGUGAGAGGGUCUGAGUGUUGGUGAGGUGCUUGGCUGUUGUAGAGGCUUGUAGUGAAGAUGAGUGCUGCUGCAGUAAGGAGCUGAGCCCAGGCCUGCUGAGUGAUAGGACCAGGCUGCUUCAGGUAUCAAGCCCAGAGGGGCUAGGAUGCAAGAACCAGGAUGGGUCACAUGCUAAUGGUCUGGCUCAACAUGUAUCUGACCUACUGGCUCAACACACUUGUGUACCAGACGGACCAGCCAAAUGGAAGAUUCAGGAACAGGAGAAGAAGAACAAUGUCAUCCAAGACAACGUGUCGACAGGCCCCAUGGCGAGAGGUAGCGGCGUGCGGAGUCGGGGGCCACUCAGUCCAGAACACUCACAGGAGGAGGAACCUGCUAUUAUUAACGCCUCCACAGGCCCCGGCAUGGUCACACUGACCAACACACACAUAGACUCCAUGGAGGCAGAAGUGCCACACACAAACACUGCCAAGGCCAGGGCCAGCUGUGAGAAUGUUCUGUAUAUGGAGGGUGUGGAGAGCCAAUUAAAACAGAAGAUAGCAGAGAACAGCAUGGAGAAUUCACCUAGACAAAGGAUAGAGAACACCAUGCAGAACCCACCCAAACAGAAGAUGAAGACAUUUUAGAACCUAGCAAGACAGAUGGAGAACACCAUGCAGAAGCCAGCCAGCCAGAGGACAGAGAAGACCAUGGAGAACCCACCCAAACAGAGAACACCAUGGAGAACCCAGAAAGACAGAAAAUAGUGAACACAAUUGAGAGCCCAGUGAGACAGAGGAUAGCAGAGAAUGACGUGCUUGGGGAUACCUGGUUCAGCCGGACCCUGGACCCUGGACCCUGGCCAGGAAGAGACAGAGGGUUGGGGAACCCACCUGGUCAAGACAUCCCCAACCCACCAGCUGUAUGAUGUCAGAGCUGGGGGGAUUACCUCAAUUUAGUGGCGUAUUGAUGAGGAAUACUGUGUCGUCAGGGAACCCCUGGGGCGGGGUUUCAGGCCCAGAACUCAGAGCUUCUACAGCGUCUGCUCCAUCGACGCAUAUGACCUCGACACUGACCAAUCGCAGACAGCGGAAACAUUUAUCCUUUAUUCAAUCGCACAUCGAAGAACCUACAGCUGUCCAAUCACAUUCAGAGGAACCUACAGCCAAUGACCAAUCACACAGAGAGAAAUCUGCAUACGCCUGACCUAUGGCACAUAACAGAACCCAAGGCUUCUGAACCCAUGGCUUCUGACCAGUUCACAAACAGUUGAAUUUACACCCAUCAACCAAUCACAAACAUUGAAACCAGCAGCUUUUGACCAAUCCUAUUGUGAGCCUCCCGUGGCACCAGCUCUGCCAGACCUUCUCUGGAGAAGCUAUGAGGACCCUCAGGCAUUACGACAGGACAGCCCCAUCGCCCCCGGAGACGCCAGAACCCUGCUGUUAACUGGAGACAUUACAGCCCCCGUCAUGCUUGAGCUGACAUCACGCCGGGGGGAAAGAGGGUGUGGUAAGAAGAGAGGUUCUAUGCCCACAGAGAAGACAGUUGACAGCAGCCAGAAAAGAGAAAAUGCAAAGAGGGAUUUAAACCUCCAUGAUACCCAAAACUCUAUCCCCACCCCCACAGACCCCUGCCCCCCUGACCCUACCCGUACAGAUUUAAACCUCCAUGAUACCCAAAACUCUAUCCCCCACCCCCACAGACCCCUGCCUUCCUGACCCUACCCUUACAGAGGAGCAGCUCACACCCAGCCCUAGCUCUAGUCCUAGUCCCAACUCCAGCCCCCUGCUUGGGGCAGUGAAUGAAGCUACAUGUGUAGAGGAGAUGGAGGGGCGGGAGAUAUACCAGGCUUUCUCAGUAAGUAUGAUCAGUGAGAGGCUGAGAGGAGAGAUGGAGGAGGAGACCAUGCUCAGCAGGACAGUGGAGACCACACUAACAGAGGUAUCACCAGUCUCCACACUCUCCUCACUAUCGACAGUCUACCCAGUCUAUGCAGUGUCUCUACUUAUGGACUUUACUGUCUACUCAUUCAAAUCUGACCUUAGACCAGUGGAUGUGGAACAUGAAGCUGAAACAAAACUUGAUCCGUAUGAUACUACUUCUGAUCGCAACACUAAGCCUGACCAAAACAUAACCCAUGUGCAUACUGGGAGACCUGAUGGGGAUCAUGUCAAACCUCCUGAAAAUAACAGGAGCCCUGCUGAUGACUCAGAGCUCACUGAGCCCCACCAGAGGGAGCAGCCAUCUUCCUCAGGGUUGUGAGGACAGAGCCAGGUGCCCAUCUUUCUCAGGACUGUGAGGAGGACGCAGAAAGCAGCCAUCUCUCUGAGGAAAGAGGAGGCUCUACUCCUGUCCCUCAGGACCUGCCUCUGCACUCACUUACCGCCCUGUAAAGGUUCUUCAACCUCCUUGUCCCCUUCCUCCUCUGUAGGGUCGGAGGGGAGUGAUGGGAGAGUGAGUUCAGAGAGAGGAACUGAACCCACUGACUGCCCACUGACUGGAACACACAAUGACAAAAGGGCAGAGUUACAGACUGACGACUGUGAAGAAACACAUAUAGGGGGUGAUGUUGUGAAACAAAAUGACUGAGUUGUAGAGAGCUCAGAGACACACACUGCAAGUAGAAUAUCCCUCCCAGAGACAUGUGUUGCAACAGAUAGCCUCGGUAGUGUGUUUAGAGUAGGGACACACAUUGACAGUAGUAUAGGGACACACAUUGACAGUAGUAUAGGGACACACAUUGACAGUAGUAUAAGGACACACAUUGACAGUAGUAUAGGGACACAAAUUGACAGUAGUAUAGGGACACACAUUGACAGUGGAGUAGGGACACACAUUGACAGUGGAGUAGGGACACACAUUGACAGUAGUAUAGGGACACACAUUGACAGUAGUAUAGGGACACAUUGACAGUAGUAUAGGGACACACAUUGACAGUAGUAUAGGGACACACAUUGACAGUAGUAUAGGGACACACAUUGACAGUAGUAUAGGGACACACAUUGACAAUAGUAUAAAGACACACAUUGACAGUAGUGAGGAGCCCCUGACCUUCGGUUACCACGGCGAUAACUGUUCUGCUGUGAACUACCCUGGAGACGAUGCAACAACUGCAGAUUCCUAUUUUCUGUCAGGUGUGCUGGGGGUGGAGCAUAAUCUGAUUGAUGUUUACACCUCCACCCCGUCUUACCAGAUACAGUUUCUGGGUCAGAGGUCAUUGACUGUUACCACAGAGACGGGCACUGUGGGGCUUAGAGGUCAGACUGAAGAGCGUGGCAUGAUGGACAUGGUGUCAGAGCUGCAUGGGGAGGAAGUGGACCCCACCUUCUCGGGCCUCUACCCCUCUCCCUGGAUGCAUUUAGGGCCAGGGCUGCAAGAGGGCUGUGUAGGAUGGGCCUAGGGUAUGGUGCCCAGCCAGGGUGAAGGCGAGGAGGGCUAUAAGAAGGAGCAGCCCCCUAGAUCCAUGGCCUACACCACCUGCAGCACUCUGCUGCCCCAGGACUCUUGUCUCUGAGAAUAGUACCCUCACCACCAGCCUGAAUCCACCCCGGUCUCUGAGCUGAACCCAAACGCUCAAGUAUGGGCCAAUCACACACUUAGCCUGGACCCCUCAGGCCUUGUCUACACUGACGCCCUCCAAUCAUGGCUGGCGGUGACCAGUCACCUUGACAACCAGGAAGGGUAUGAGCAGGUAUAUGACCUGGAGGAGGUGGGCGAGGCUCAGCUGGAACCGGGCGGUGUAGAAUUUCCGGUGGUCACCAUGGGAAACCCGUCAGCCAAUGGCCUGGUCCAGGAUAGCUGUGUGUCAGAGGAGCUCAUGGCACAGCUGAAGACCUCACUGGAGUCCUGUCUGUCACGGGAGAACCUGGCCAAUGACCUCUACCUCGUCUCCCAGAUGGACUGUGACCAGUACGUUCCCAUAGCAACGCUUGCCAACCUCGACCACAUCAAGAAGCUCAGCACGGACUUGGAGCUCAUCUCUGACGUCCUCAAGUCAUUGCCACUGGUGGAUGUGGCAGAAUGUGGGCAGAAGGUACGGCCAAAUCGGGGUCGCUGUAUCGUCAUCCUCCGAGAGGUCCCAGAGACCACACCCCCAGAGGAGGUGAAGGCUCUGUUUGCAUGUGAGAGCCUCCCCAGGAUCCAGAGCUGUGAGUUUGCCCAGAACGACAACUGGUUCAUCACCUUCCACAGUGAGGCUGAUGCUCAACAGGCGUUCCAAUACCUAAGAGAGGAGGUAAGGACGUUCCAGGGGAAACCCAUCAAGGCACGAAUCAAGGCCAAAGUGAUGGCAGUCACAUCUUACGCUCCAAAGAAUGGCUACAGGCCCUGCCCAAUGGACCCCUGCACCAAUCAGCAGCCUUACAGCCCAUACUACGCCCAGCCCACUUUCCAGCAGCCCCUCCCACAGCUCUACACAAUGACUAAUCAGAGCUUGGCUGCCAUGGCCGGAUACACAGACCCUGUCAUGAUGGCGUCAUUCUCUGGCUUCAUGGACGGCUUCCCAGGAUGCCCCAGCUUCAAGCUAUCCCCCUCACACAGACUCAGGGGACAGCGAGACCAGAGGCGGUUGUCUGGCGACAGGGGGCUGGGCCUUCUGGAUGAUCCCCCCUUCUUCCUGGAGGGUGGACCAAUAGGAUGCGUUCCUGGCCCCCCCAGGCAGGGUCGGCCACGGUUACCAGGCAACAGGCGUAGGGACGGAGAGGGGGGUCGACGUGGAGGGAGAGGGGGGUCGGGGUCCUCCCCCAGCACUGACAGAGGAAGGAGAGGUCCCAUUGGUCAGAGGAGGAGAAGAGAUGACAAGUACUCUAGAGGGCCCCCCCAGUCGCCCCCCCGCUCCUUGUCUCCCAGUCUGGAACUCGGCCCCAAUAGCUUCCCCCCACUUCCCCUUGCUACAGCUUCUACAGCAACAGUUACCACAGCAACCAACAUCCAUAAGGCAACCAGCAACCACAAGAGUCCAGUUAGAGGCAGCAGUACCAGUGAACCAACCACUGUGACAUCACAAGACCUCCAGCCUAUCACAGCAUUGCCUCAGAAAACCCUCCCCCUAGCGAAGAUAAAGGAAACUGUAGUGUCUCCCAAGAGAACCACAGCAGCUCGUCUGACCGUGAAAGAACCUCAGACCACGAAGGGGAACAGACCAGCAGUGGUGAGACAACUCACAGACUACAGAGACAAACUGGAGUCCAAGAAGCCAAGCUACGCUGAGAUCUGCCAGCGCAUACGAGCUAAUCAGAUGCUCACCGCAAAGGCUACUGACCUCACCCCCUUGGGGACGGAGCUUGUCCCAGCCUAUCCUGCUCAGGCGCCUGACCCGGCACAGUUAUCACGGUGACCAGAGUGAGAUAGUUACUUUGGGUUGGGGAGGGAAGAAGAGAAGGGAAGAAGUUCUUCAAGCCAAAGAAAAAAAUUUAAAAGUUGUAGCACUGUUGUUUCUCUCUGUUGUCUGUCUGUCAGACUUGACGGACCUUUCUGACUUUCUGAAAUCUUUAUGUUUUGAUAUUGAUUGAUUUCUUUUGAUUAAUAUUGAUCAGUAUUUAGAGGAUUGGACAUCAGAUUUCUGUAUUCCUUGGUCCAAAUAACUUAAUCAGAACAUUUACAGUAACAACGAACAGCCAGACACUGAGUGACAACUGGCUAAAGUACUGAUAUCAUAUAACAUUUUGUUUCUGCAUGAGUUUUAGAUGUAAUUUAUUUUAUGUUAGAUGGAAUUCCUUUUGUGUUGACUGGGGGAGGGGGGAGGGGGAGUCUCUUACAGACAGACGAGGAAGAGGAACAACUCUGGUUGAUAUUGAUAAGUUUGCAUACAGAUACAACAUUGUUAGAGUUACUUGAGUUAACAACUUGAUAUGGAAUCAGGGGUGGUGGGAGGUAAAUAGUUUUCAGUUCAGAUUUCUUGUGUUUGAGAUAGAUUAAGUUUGUAAAUGUGGGUAUUAGAUACAGAAUUGAGGCAUGAUUUAAAAAGGUGAAUGUUUUUUUUUCUGUACAGAUGUAAAUAAUUUGACUGUUAUUAAACAAUUGCCUUAAUAAUAAACAGUAAACAAUCA
Oncorhynchus tshawytscha (Chinook salmon) is the source of this 6644-nucleotide messenger RNA. Its product is annotated as la-related protein 4B. The transcript is spliced from 16 exons. Gene Ontology annotation, molecular function: mRNA 3'-UTR binding. Bases 4358 to 5932 code for a protein of 524 amino acids. Gene Ontology annotation, biological process: positive regulation of translation. Gene Ontology annotation, cellular component: cytoplasmic stress granule; cytosol. The record is from RefSeq and is a predicted model, not a curated record. Lineage: Eukaryota; Metazoa; Chordata; Actinopteri; Salmoniformes; Salmonidae.